Molecule: messenger RNA, 1692 nt
Organism: Paramisgurnus dabryanus
Lineage: Eukaryota; Metazoa; Chordata; Actinopteri; Cypriniformes; Cobitidae
Gene: naf1
Product: nuclear assembly factor 1 homolog (S. cerevisiae)
Biological process (GO): box H/ACA snoRNP assembly; ribosome biogenesis; pseudouridine synthesis
Cellular component (GO): sno(s)RNA-containing ribonucleoprotein complex
Molecular function (GO): RNA binding
Source: RefSeq, a predicted model, not a curated record
AACCCGGAGCGCAUCCGGUUGGUGUGACGCUUGAUGACGUAAAACUUGUUUGGAGCGCUUUCCUCACGCUGUUCUCACAUGGUAAUCUCAACAUGGAGAACACAAACACAGAAAGCAUCACUGAUGGCAAGAUUAAGGACGAGACCCAAUCUGAGAAAAUGGAACUGGAUGAUAAUCCACAUUUACAGGUUGAACUAACAGAUAAUCUCCAGAGCUCCAGUAGCCAAUCGGUACUGACAGCAGAAUCUUGCACCAGCGGUCAAUCUGAAUCAAAUGAAGGUCAGUGCACCAAUACAAAGUCAGAACAGACAGUUCAGUCCAUAGCAAACAAAGAUCAGGGCAUCAAAAUUGAGUCUGAAGAGACAGGAGAUUGUGUUGCCAGUGUACUCGAGUCUGGACAAACAGAAGAUGAGCACACCAGUAAAACAUCUGGAUCUGCAGUGAUGCAGUGUGAAACUGUGGUUAGUCCAGUCUCUGGAUCUGGAUCUUUGGCUUUAUUGAGCAUGCAGUACAGAGGAAACAGCUCAGAUGACAACGGUUCAGACAGUGACUCAGACUCUUCAUCCUCUACAUCUUCAUCCUCCACAUCAUCGUCCUCUUCCUCCUCUGAGCCUUUAGCCUUAACGAGCAAUCUCCCUGAAGAUGAUGAUGAAGGUGUUAACAUGGGGAACGGGAAGACACCCACACCACUGAAAACACAAGAUGAGCUACUUAUCGAGGAUCUUCCUGAAGUGGAAAAUCUGACUAUCAGCUUACCAGACGAUGCAGAGUUGGAAGCCAUCGGGACAAUAUCAAGCAUUGUUGAGCAACUUGUGAUUGUGGAGUCGUAUAAGAACACACGGGCACUUAAUGAAGACAGUGUUUUAUUCGGCAACAACAAAAACUCUAUUGGCAAGGUUUUUGAAGUUUUUGGGCCUGUUUGUCAACCCUAUUACGUUUUGAGGUUCAAUUCAAAAGAAGAUAUCGACAAGAAAGAUCUCAAAAUCCAAGACCCGGUUUACUUUGCCCCCAAAAUUAAAGAUUUCACAGACUACAUCUUUACAGAGCGAUUGAAAUCGACCAAAGGCUCGGAUGCAUCCUGGAAAAAUGACCAGGAACCACCUCCCGAGGCACUAGAGUUUAGUGAUGAUGAACAGGAAAGACUGGCCAAACAUAAGUUGAAAGAGCAAAAGAGACGCCAACAAAAUGAUUCAGACACAGAUGAUGAAUCAGAAAGCCACAAAGCUCCGCCCCCUCAAAAACCAUCUCGGCGGAAACCACGACAGAACCGCAACGUUCCACGCGGGCAGCAUCACAAUCGUGGUGGCGGUUUCCAUAGCAACUAUCACGCCCAUCCUCACUUUCCACCUCCCGACUACAUGUUCCCCCAUCCUGAUCCACACCGGUUUCCCUUCCAGGGCCCAAUGUACCCACCCUAUCCCAGACCACCACCACCCUUUCACAUGGGCAUGCCCCCGUGGCCCCCAGGGGCCAAUCAGGGCUUUAUGUUUCAGCCGCCACCUCCUCCCCCACCACCACCAUCUAAUCAGUAAACCUGUGACUUUAAUCCACCAUACAACGUUUAACCUGCGCCCUAUGAAGGGAUUAUCAUCUUUGCAUACUAAUUGAAUUGUAUACAGGUGUAUAGUGUGAAUGAAACAGUAUUGUAUAUUAUUAGAAAUUAAUUUUGUAUUAAAAAUGAUUAAUUUCUCA